AUGGAGACAGAUUUUCAAAAUUCAAUAUUACUACUGACUCCUAAUAAUAAAAACAAUACCAUGGCCGAUAAGACUAAAUUUAAUUCCAAUGCGCAAAGUUUUAGCCCCAAAAUAGGAAUAAAUAAUAAUAGCAAUGGGAAUAUGAAUAAUCUUGAUACUAGUCUUAAUGGUAUUGGGAAAUCAAGCGUUUCUAAUAACAACCAAAAUACCUUAAAGAAGCAAAAAAAGUUUUUGGAUGAUAGCUAUAGCAAAAACAAAAGUAUGCAUCAUAGAAAUAAUAAUAAACCGUACAAAAAUAAUGAACCGCUUUACCAUAGAAAUAAUAAUAAUAAUAAUAGAGGUAAGAAGAAUAGAAAAAAUAACACCGUUAUUCCUAUUACAUCUUCUGUUCCUAAUGAAGUAGCUUUACCGGAUUUUGAACAAACUUUACAAGACGAGUUGUUAAAUGGACAUUUCAAACCUCGUGGUAGGAAAACUCAGAUAUCUAUAAAUCAUUUAUUAGAUUUUCAAUUCUCUGAUAUCGAUAAAAAAACACAUCAGUAUCAACAGCAGAAUCACCACCGAUGCCAUGGGAACGACAGGUUUAAUACUCCCUUCAAGGAACGAUUGCAUUUGCAUGGUGAAUCUUUUAUUAAUGCAACUUGCAAGUUUAUUGUCAAUGAUAACUACACCUAUGAAGACCAGUUCAAUGAUCCCAAUUUACCCAUUCCAAGAGAAAAGAUAUUUAGAGUUGUUACUACUUUAAAUAAACAAGCGUGUCCCAUCUGUUUAUCUGAUGAUAUUGUCGCACCAAGAAUGGUUUCUUGUGGCCACAUAUUUUGCUGUUGUUGUUUGUAUCAAUUCUUCAAGCAAGAUUUAGAAAACAAAAAUAAAACUACACAGAGUAACAACUCUGAUGUGUUGCGAAACAAGCACACCCGUAAAUACUACGAAUGUCCCAUCUGUUCCUCAAUUAUAAAAAGACAUACUGUUUUGCCCGUUUUAUCUAACAAUUCAUUAAUAACACAUAAAGAUUUAUCGUCAUUGUCUUCUAUUAAUGCCACCACUCUGCCUACUGUUAAAGUUAAUGAUACUGUGAAUUUUCAGCUAAUGUGUAGACCACACGGCUCGGUAAUGGCCUUGCCCGUUAUUUUUGGUAUUGAUCCGGAGCGUUGUACUUAUCCACCAAGCAUCAAUACGCCAUUAAUUAUCGAAUAUACCCGUAUUUUUAAAUCCUCUAUAAGCGACCAAAUUGAAUUCUACAAACAAGAUAUAAAAGAUAUCAGGGCGCAAGCUGAAUUGGAUAGGUUGAUGUAUGGUGAUAAGGGGAUAAUUGCCAAAUUGGUAGAAGAUGAAAUAAACGAUGAAAUUGAAAAAUUAAUGGUUGAAAUUAUGAACACAGAUAAUAAACAGCAGUUUGAUGUAAAUGCCACUGAUGAUGAUAAUAAUAAUAAUAAUAAUAAUAAUAAUACAAAGGCUAUUGAUUUGAAAAGUAUUUACAAUGACUCUAAUGCUUAUUUUUAUUAUGAAUAUAUUGACCCAAGCAAUAACCAAAGAUUUUUUUUAUCUGCCCUAGAUAUAAAACUUUUACGAACCACGUAUCAGUCUUAUUUCAAAUUCCCUGUAGUUUUAGGUUUAAAAAUAGAAAAUAUCCAUACUGAUCAUGUUGUAACUGAAUCUGGUGUUAGAAAAUAUAGAUUUUUCAGUCAUUUACCAUUAGGUACUGAGUUUAAUUUAGUAGAUAUAGACUGGAGGAAAUUAAUUAUAUCAGAUAGCGAUAAUAAUGAUGGCUCAGAUUUAAUUAUUCCUCAAAAUGUCUAUGAAUCUUUUGCUAAUGAAUUACGUUUAAGAAGGUCAAAUACUUGUAAAAAAAAAAUUAGAGAAGACAAGGAAAAAAAGCUCUAUGAAAGGCAAUUAGAACAAAAGCAUCUGGAAUUUUAUCAAAAGGAGAAUGGCAUUAAAGCAGGCAGGGAUUCAACAAUAUAUCCUAGUAGUACUAUUUCUGGAUAUAGUUUACCUGAUUUAGAACAUGUGACGGAUACUUCUACAAGACCAAACGGAAAUGGAAACGAAGACGCUUUGAUUAAAAAUAGCGGUCUAGUUAAGAAGACUAUAUGGGGCACUGUUAUCCCAAUCUCAGAGGAAGAAGUCAAUAAGGAUAAAGAAUCUUUGGAAGACUGGGUAUCCCCAGAAGUUUUAGAAGAAUUGAAAAAAUUAAAAAUAAACAAUUCAAAUAUAAAAACAGAAAGCGACAGUAAUAAUGAUAAGGGAAAUAAAAACAAUAAUAACAAGAAAAAAAAGAAGAAGAAAUUGACACUUUUUUCUAACUCUUCCCGAGCUAAUUUUUAA
Messenger RNA from Saccharomycodes ludwigii, 2328 nucleotides. RefSeq names its product RING-type E3 ubiquitin transferase MAG2 (gene MAG2). Gene Ontology annotation, molecular function: transcription cis-regulatory region binding. Lineage: Eukaryota; Fungi; Ascomycota; Saccharomycetes; Saccharomycodales; Saccharomycodaceae. The record is from RefSeq and is a predicted model, not a curated record. Bases 1 to 2328 code for a protein of 775 amino acids. Gene Ontology annotation, biological process: positive regulation of transcription by RNA polymerase II. The transcript has a single exon.